UUUAGCAAAUUGGUUAACUCUGAUUGACACCGCUAGGUGGCGCAUUUUCAAAAUGACGGCAGGUGAUUCCCCAAAGAUAUUUUUAACCGUAUGAUAGUCAACUUCGAGAACGUUUGAAAUGUCAGUAGGAUUCAUAUAGAGAAAUGGAAGAAGACAGCAGUCUGUUGCUGGGGCAUGUGACACAUGUCAUUGACCCUUCCAACUUUUGGAUCCAGAUUGGAACGGAGCAGCUGUUUGAGGGCUUGAAGCAGCUGGAGGAGGAAGUGCAGGGGUUCUGUGACGGGGUGGGGAUGCUGGAUCCCGAUGAUGCCAACUGGAUGGAGGAUGGCUGCUACGUUGUGGUCAAGUCUAGCAUCAGCAGCCAUAGUUCCUGGAGGAGGGCGCAGAUAGCCCGACACAACAUUGAGAAGGGGUCUGUGGAUGUGUUCUACCUGGAUUAUGGCACGACUGAGAUUGUGUCACUGGAUCAAAUAUGUGCCGCUGUUCCGGCGUUCUUCUUCGCUGUUCAUCAGCAUACAUGGAAGUGUUGUCUCGCUGGAAUCAGACCUAUUGCAAAGACAUGGACAAGUCGCGGCGUGAAGUAUUUUGAAAAGCUGGUCGAGGGAGAAGAGACUCUCCAGGUGUCGAUCGUGUCCUACGGAGCUUCUCUCAUGUGUCACAAGAUAGCCCUAUACUCAGGUGAUGGAGGGGAUGCCCGCUCUCUGGCCCACCUGAUGCUGGAGGAGGAGGUGGGAAUGGCGUGUGACAUUGAUGACGUUGCGGAGUAUGCCCAUGAGGUGGAGCGAGUGUUCCCUGAGUGUUCCACAGAGGACAUGCAGCAAGGUUGUCUGGAUGCUUCGGAGGAGAGACAUCGGGACGAGGUUGAAGAUCUGCCUAGCUAUGAAUCUAGUCCUGUCUCACAAUCAAGUCAUGAUGACCAACCUAUCUGCAAGUCAGAAGACAGCUCUGGCAGGAGCGUGUGUGAGCCCGCUGAGGAACUGACAGACGAGACACCUCCCCAGUCUCCAGCAGUGACCAUCCCGGGCUUCAACCUCAACACCAUCUUCAAGACCAAGAUGGCCACUGCAGACAUCAUCGCGCAGAAGAAGGAGGACGAGAGGAAGAAGACCAUCACGUCCGAGAUGGAAAAGGAUCUGAAGAUGGUGCAGCAGAAUAUGGAGGAAGUUGUUGUGGAGAAGGAGGAGGUCACUGAGUGGGGUGCCUCUGACUACGACAUAGGGAAGCGGGUGUUCAAGCAUCAGCCGGAUGUGUUUGCCCAGAAGGUGGCAGUGAUAAGAGAAGCUACAGGAGAUCAGAACUGGACCCCGAGCAUGACAGAGGGCCACGGUCCCCAGAAGCCAAUCCUGCAGGAACUCCAGGCAGAAGCAGUGAAGCCUGAGAUUCCUAAAACCAGUCAAGAUCUAGCACAGAUGACGGCACCCAGUACCAGCAGGCUGCAACCGCUGAAGUUAGGGGAUUCCCCAACGCCUGGCGAGAGGCUGGAGUCUCAGUUGUCCAAGCAACUCUCCAAGAUCCUAGACGAAGGGGAGAUAGAAGACCCAGGAGCCUUGUGUGAUCAGUUCAACAGAGUGGUGCAGCCAGGGUGUUUGAAGGAACCAUGGGGGCUGUCUGUCGCUAUUGAAGUUCUGCUGGAAACGGCCGUCACCCUCAGAGGCCCUCAUCAAGUCACCGUGCUCAACGUUCUCGACACGUAUGUAGAUUCAGCAAAUUUUGACGUAAGAAUGGAAACCACUUUACGACAGCUUGAGAGGAGAUUUGUCAAGCCUCCAUUUGGAAAGGCAAGAACCUACCAUAAAGAAUUUGGCCAGGUCCUGGGCCAGCUCCUCGUAUUGUCUCGACUGUGGAAUAAACACACAGCCGACAUGGUCCAGGGCUUUGUCUUCAACACAGUGGAGAAGUGGGCCAUCUACAACAGAAGUGGGUACCAAGUGGGCCUGCAGUAUGAGAAGACCCAGCAGAUGUACACCGACUGUCUGGAGGGGGUGUGGGUGGUGGCGGCAGACAUCAUCACCGACAUUGAUCCAUCCACUUUCGUCCGGGUACACAACUGGCUGCAGGACAAGGUCUUAGCUCAAUCACAUCCAAGGGAGAUUCGUAAGCAGGUCCUGAAGCUGUUGCUGAAGCUGAGUCCAGUGAAGGUAUUUCAUGCGGAGCAGGUUCGUCCAAAGCUGGUCAGCGUAGAGGUCCAGACAGAAACCUCGUCCUUUGCUGUCCCUGACCCCAACUCUACAGCACAGUCACACCAAGAGGAUAGCUCCCUGUUCAGCCACUUUGAUACCGAGAUAGAAGACAUCUCCCCAGUGGCUAGUGACAGUCGGUGCAGAGACGAGGUCAGCCCGGGGUAUUAUCAAUGUCCUGCCACCUCACUGCAUGCACCAGACCAGACAGUAACCAGUACAGCAGCUCCCAGCAUCCCACCAGCUCUUGCAGGGGAGUACAGCUCCUGGGCCAAGUGUGUCAGCUCGGGGAAACACAAAAACUCCUAUAUCAAAGGUCCCACGGACAGUGGUCUCAAAGCUUUAGCUCUCCAGACUUUGAGUGGCGAAAAAUAUGUUUUCUCUGGAAAAUUUAUUCAAGAUUUGCCUCCAAGGUUUAAGAAGCAUCUGAACUCCCAGCAGCAUGCUACAGAGGAGAGUCAAAGUAGUUCUCACUUCUGUCGCAAGGGGGAAAAGAACAGUGAGGCACCUGGCUUGGAUUAUCAGACUCCAAAAGAGGUUGACCAUGGGGACGGAAGGAAGGACCAUGGGGACGGAAGGAAGGACCAUGGAGUAGAUGAUGUGCAUGCUGGUAAAUCUGUGUUUACUAAGCGUGGGUUGGGCGAGUUCCCUUCGGUCAGGGACAUCCUCAACAGCAGCUGUGAGCAGAAUGAAGCAGGGAGCGAUACUGGGAGUGAGUCCCGGACAAGGUCCCUCACUCCUGUGGACUGGUGGAAUGCUGGAACUCACUCCCCGAAGGCAGGUCGGUCAAGGUCAACAAAGUCAAAUAGAAUGACCCCUCCAGCAUCACAUUCCCCAGAUCCAAGGUCACUUAUAAAUGUAAAUGCUGAAGAAUGGGUGCCAAUCACAUCACCAGGACGCAAAUCCUCUAGGACGCCUUUGGGAACAUCACCAGUGGGCAAAUCCUCUAGGACCCCUUUAGGAACAUCACCAGGACGCCAAUCCUCUAGGACCCCUUUAGGAACAUCACCAGGAUACAAAUCCUCCAGAGGAGAUGUAGGACUCAACUUAAGUUCUUCAAGUUCAGAAGACAUGAGUGUAUCGUGGAAAUCAGGUUUACGAAAAUCACGUCACGACUCAUCAUCUUCCUCCAUCAAGUCAAUCGUGGAGGACAUCUUUGGAAGUGGAGACAUCACAGUUCCGUGUGAGCAGGGUCGGGGGGCAGAGUCAUCUGAAGUUGAGAAGCUAGUGGUAGCAGACACCGACACCGACGCAGCUAACACCAGCUUCAGUGUGUCCGAGAUCACCAGCGAGGUGGAGGAUGAGCGGUCCACUGUGAGCAACUCCAAUGAUGCAGAGUAUCAGGGCAUCCCAAACUGUCACAUCCUUCCAGAGUACUCCAACCAAUAUGGCUUUGAUGACGAUUUAGAUGAAGAUGAUUUGGAUGGGUUUGUUUUGUCUGGGGAAGGCGACACUCCCUUGAAGGACUCUGGUGAGAGGGACAAUAGCUUCUCGUGUGUGGACACUGGAGGUGUUGAAGAGAUGGACUAUAUGAAGCCGUUGCCGCAGAGCCGGGAACAACCUCGACAACCCAGGUACAGUUGGGUUCCGGGGAAGCGCAGCUGUACUCUCUGUGGCUCAACAGACCAUACUGUAUACAGCUGCAAGAGCAAGAAAAGUGUCAUCAUCUGAGUCUUCAUCACAUGAAGGGUUAGUCCACUUGGAAUAAGCAGAAAUGUGAUAGAAUGUGGGGGCAGUGUUUGCAGCACAAUGGAGUUCAGUUGAAAUUCCACCUGGUCAAAGUAAUUUAGUUUUUCAGGCAAAACAUAUUCCGAUUUUAAAAUAAUGAAAACAUUCAGAAGAUUUGAUUGCCAUGACAGAAAUUUGAUUUAGAUGAAGGAGUAUUCAGAACAAUAAUUUUAUGCUGUUUUCCUUUGUCACUGCAAAGCAGAAGAUGUCCAGUUUUACCAGCAGUUUCAAGGCCUGAUCAUCACUAGUCAGUAGGUUGACUGUCAGGGUCUGUUUUGCAGGUGUUGUCGUUGGACUGUUGUACAUUUUGUGUUUGAGUAGUCCAUUAAAUGCAAACUCAGCAAACAUGGUGUACAUCUUUAAGGUCAAGGUGAACUGGAUACUAUCCUUUCCAUGGCCAAAGUGUAUCGAAACGGAAUGUUUUUUCGAGUUUCAACACGCCAGUAUUUUUUUACGGGAGAACAACAAAUCAGGGUAAUAAACGGAAUGAAAUAUGAGCUCUCAAAACACUGGACUCUUUUCCUCUUAGGAGUGCUGGACAUUUAUGACCAUUUUGGUCAUGUUUAUUGAUUAUUAUAUUCAAAAGUUAUAUAUGUGAGGUGAGGUGAAAUGGGGUUUAAUGUUGCAUCCAAUAUUAUUGUACUUAUGUAGCAACGUACAUGCAAGUGUGUGUGCGUUGCAUGCGCGCGCGUGCGCUUUUACAAGUCCAGACUAAUGCAGAGAUACUAUGCCGCAAUUUGAACAUGAAUACCCCACUCAAAGUAUACUGACUCCGAGCUGACCAGUCCAUGUGUUAGACCCUUAAUGACGAACACCAGGCAGGGUAACAACAAUUACCAUCUUUUAACGUCUUUUGGUAUGACGAGGCUGGGGAUCUACCACUAAAUCACCGAGGCAGAAAUGUGUCAUUGGACCAAGGAAAGCUGUAUGUUAUGAAUUACCGUGUGUUGGCUGAAACUAUGAGACAGGAUGUCUGUAAUGGCAUGAUAGGGAAAUCUUUAUGACAAAAUGAACCAGCAAAAAAAACAUAGUGGAACUUUGUUACGUUUAAUCAUGGAUUGGUUGAUCUCUUGAAAAAACGUAAUGGCGUUUUGAAAACCAAUUUUUUUCCCUACAUCAUAAAAUACAAUGUGGUUGUCCUAUCGUGAUAACAUGUGCUUGAGUGAGUGAGUUAUUAUUUACGUUACAUGGGCAAUAUAUCAGCCAUAUAGUGAUGUGAUUAAAACUGACAUUCCAAUAUAUUAAGAAGAGAAUAUAUGGAUGUCAACUUCUUUAUUACGAGGAACACAGUGUUUCGGGGUAUAUGCUUACUCCUUCAUCAGUAAGCAUAUACUCCGAAACAUUGUGUUCCUCGUAAUAAAGAAGUUGACAUCCAUAUGUUCUCUUCCUUGUGUGUAUCACUUCUAAAUGCCUUUCAAAGACCUUCCAAUAUAUUGUGCAAUGUUGUUGAAUAUUUCAUUAAUACUACUGGUAUUGUUGUUGUGACUGAGAACAAAGUUCAUACAAACAGGACAAAAAAUUCUGUAAGAUUAGUGAGGAUUAUUAAAAUGAAAGUUAUGGGGUAAUUUGAUUUUAAAUAUAACUAUAUGACGCUUGAAAUUAUUAAAACUUGUUCUUGUCAAUAUAUGGCUGAAACAAUGCUGUGGUGCAGCAAUGAUGUUAAAUAUUUUUUUUAAAAACUUCCUUAGAAAAAGUUAAAUACUUUUAAUACACACUCGCAGACAUCUUUAAUUUGGGUCACUCAGAAAUAAAGUGCUACCAUGCAAUGUUAUACUGUUGCCCAAGAACUGAAGAUAUUCAUUAUGAUUGUACAUUGUUUAUAUUUUGUUACUAAUCUACAAGGAUUACAAUAUUACUUUCUUAUUUUUACUGUCAAACCAAGAAUUCAAAAAAUUCUUUUUAUUAUUUUCUUGUUCAAGUAAUUUCAAACCCUUUCAGCAUAAAACCAGACAAUUUCAUCCCUGUUCACAAAAUUUUAGUGUAGAUUAUCUCUGUCCAGUCAAUGAUCAAUUAUUUAUUGUUAUUUUAGUCAUGUUAGAUGAAGUAACUUAUUUGGAAUAAUAUAUACCAAUAUCUAUUUAUUUUCUGUAUAAAAGUCGAGUUGUUGCCUUGGGCAGGUUGGGUCCCUUUGUACAAAGCCACUGUAGUGCUGUCUGUCGUCUAUGGUAAAGUAUAGGAGUUACGAUAGUCGCAGAACUACAACUUUCGUAAGUCUAUGGUAAAGUGUAGGAGUUAAGAUAGUUGUAGUUGUACAAUUGCGCUGUAAAACAGGGCCCUAUUGUAAGUGUUCUUCCAAGACCAAACUAUGUAUACACUUUGUGUUUACGGAUGUUGCUAGGAUAUUCAUAACGUGAGGAUGGUCAAAACAAUAAACAAAUUUGUGUUGCAUAAUAAAUUUAUUUAUUGGAGUUCUUUUUGUCGGUUGGUCUAGUGGGAAAAAAUAAAUGCUGUUUAAAGUGCAACAUGAUCAUAUUAACAUUCUUGGUAUGAGAAUUGCAUUGACCAGACUACAUACAAUACACUUAAUAUAUCAAAUAUUAUUUCAAAAGAUUACUUUUAAUUUAUGUUUUUGAAGCUGAUUUUUUAUAUUUCAAUCCAUAAUAGAGCAGUUAGGUUAAAAUAAAAGAAGCUGUUUUUAUUUUCUGAUUUUGGCUUUGGUUUCCGGGCAGUUGUAUUCGUAAACCAGAAAAUAUGGGCAGCCCAAAAAGGUGUAUGCAUUGUUCUCUAGGUGAACUACUGGAUCUUGUUGCUGUCAGUGUUUGUUGUCUUUCUUAUGAACCUUUCAACCCAACCUUGCUGUAAUAUGUCCGAAAAGGUGUUUAAGUUGGUUCAUUAAGCUGAUAAAUACAUGCUGGGUUUUCCCAUUUAAUGACACAAUGUCAACUGAGAUGCAGUUAAACGUUGAUGGUACUGCAGCCCAGUUUGUACUUUGAGAUUAUGAAUAAUGCCUGGAAUCUGUUCCAACAAGAGGUCUUGUCAUAUAAUGACAAUUAUUUUUCUAUUCAUAUGUAUCAUGUGUAUAAAGCCAUGAAGUUUUUCACUACAUACUAACAAGACAACAAGUUUUCAGUUGCCUGCGUGAUUCCAAGUUUCUCAGUUGUUUACAAUAAAUAAAUUUUAACAUUCA
Messenger RNA from Haliotis rufescens (red abalone), 7032 nucleotides. RefSeq lists its product as uncharacterized. Gene Ontology annotation, biological process: spermatogenesis. Bases 144 to 3848 code for a protein of 1234 amino acids. Lineage: Eukaryota; Metazoa; Mollusca; Gastropoda; Lepetellida; Haliotidae. The transcript has 19 exons. The record is from RefSeq and is a predicted model, not a curated record.